UGGCGUCAUUUUAGUAUUUUGUUUUAUAGGCAACAUUACUUGUAAAUAUCUGUACAACAUAUUAAGAAAAAAGUAGUGUAAACAACAAUUUUAAAAUGAAAAAGUCUCCUUUAAGUACGCCAAGCGGUAGCAGGGGAAAACAAAGUUAUAAUUGGAAGUCACGCGAUCAUAAAAAUAGGACAGGUUAUAACUACGUUACAAGUGAUAGUUAUCAGUGUAUUUCAACAAAUGGAAAUCAAGUAAAUUCUGGAAACGACUUUAUUCCUUUGGGUAUGACUACACCAGAGCCGGAACAAAAGAGGCUCAAUGGUAAUUGGCAUGGUUCCGGAGGUAGUCGUAAUCAUCGUAGUUCAGGUAGCGGUGGAUUUAACCAUUACAGGAACAAUUAUCAUGCAACCCCAAAAUCAAAUUUCAAUAAUUCGUACUCUCCUUAUAAGAAUUUUGGUAAACAAUUUUAUGGUCAAAAAAAGGGUUACCAAAAGGAUGCGCGCAAACAGAUUGACAUAUCGAGGUACAUAGAUAUGAAAUCAUUUUUGGAAGAUCCUUGGGCAGAAUUAAUAAAAAAGUUAAAUAAAUCUGAAGAAACAAAUGGGGAAAAAUUGCCUAAAAUUGAACAGUCGCUUUCCCCGCAAUCUAUUUACAGAGAUUCUAACACUGAUUCUGAAAAUAAAUCUGUAACAGAUUUAAAUGAUUCUUGUCUUAGUCAAGAAUCCAAAAAUGAAUCCUCCUUAGAUCUAACAUUGGGGUUGGAUGAUACAGAUAUUAGUGAUAUAUCACGAACAGAAAGCUCAAUAAAUUCAAAAUUUGGUAAUGUAAGGUUCAGUCAAGAUUCAAAAAAUGAAAGCAUUUGCAGUAAUGAUGACAGUGCUUGCAAUGACAGUUACGAGGAAAGUAAUAUCCAUCAGUUUUGUGGUUCACAGACAAGCUUGAUUCAAGAACUUAUAUAACAGUGACAAAGAACUAAGUUCACUGUUUAGAAACAUAAUUACUUCCCAAAUAUGAUACACCAGUAUAUUAUACGUUGUACAUAUAGAUUCUCACUUGUACAUAGGUAUUGCGAAAAAUUAAUUAAACGUUUAUGUUAGAUUUUUUUGGAGUAAUGUUCUAGCAUAUGGAUGAAAGAGGUAAUGAAAUUUUUAGCAAUGCAGUUUUCCUUUACGAAGGUGGCUCUAUUGCAGAAGCAUAUCUAAUACAUAUGCAAGAUACAAUGUAUUAAAAUUAUCUUUCAAAUUAUAUUUUCACAAUGAGGCUGUGAGAAGUAAACGUAGUUUACAUGGAAGGAGUUGUAUAUGUGCAAUUCGUUAAUAUGUACUAAAAAAAAAAAGUAUGUAUGUCAGAAUACAAGGGAACAGUGAACACCAAUUUCUCACCAAUAGAUAUUAAGCGUUCCAGAUCUAGCUAAAAUGCUGUAGGCGGAAUAAAAUUUAAAUUUGCUUCAUCCAAGUCCUUAGUAAUUAUGUAAGGCAAGGUUUAUAAACAUUAUUGAACGUCCAUUAUUAAUUUUAGCCCCUUAAUCUAUAUGUCUAUAUACAGUAGUGCCCACAUAAGUGAUCGCAUUUUUGCCCACUUAAAUGUCCGCGGUUAUCCCCGCUAAUUCUUAGAAGCCAAGCGGCUUUGAACAUCGAGCGUGUCGAGCGUAAUAUGUAUAUGGUUUCGGGUGCCAACUAUUGUAUCUCACUCGCACUUAUCCUAUUUCCUUAUCUCCGUUGAAUUCUGAGAAGUAACCAUGUCCACAUAAAUGACCGCAGCCGGUCCCGAGCGUGGUCACUUAUGUGGGGACUACUGUAUAUAGAGGAGUGUAUAUAUAUGUAUAUAUAUAUACUCCUUUUAUCAUGACAGCAUAAAAAUAUAUGGAAAAUCAACAAUUAUGUAUUAAUAUUGUAUCACAUGUAUAUGUAAAUACGUGGCAUAAUCAUCAAUUCUAAGGCCUGCAUAGUAAAGUUGAUAGUUGGGCCUUAGUUAUGCCUCUGGUAUCACAUAUAUGAAUGUAGAAUUAAGUAAUUAUUACUCAAGUGCAAAUGUAUAUGAUUUUAAUUGCAAAUUUGAGUUAACUGUAUGAAGCAAUAUCUAUUUUUAUGUCAAUGUUAUAUCUCAUUUUAACAAUAAUUAAUUGUACGUUGUUCUUUGAUUUCUUCACACAGUAGUUUCAACUGUAAUAAUAAAAGUAUGGUAAAUUCAUAAAACUAAAAUAUCAAAAUAAUUCGUACUAGCUUUAUAUAAUUGUCAUAGAAACAAUACAGCAAGGGAUGCUUGUUUCCAGUCUUUACACAUUUUUAUAGUAUGUUUUAGCGAGCAAUGGAUGUAGAAAGUGAUAAAAGUGUCCUACAUGUUCGAUUAACAUGCUAACUUAAUGUACAAAUGACGAUCUGGUACAAAAAUUCAUAUAAUUUAUGAAAUUCAGAUUUCUUUCUAAGUUACAAUUUUACAUAAUAGUGUAAAGCAUGUUAUUGAUGUCUAA
Colletes gigas is the source of this 2458-nucleotide messenger RNA. RefSeq lists its product as uncharacterized. The coding region runs from base 96 to 947 and encodes 283 amino acids. The record is from RefSeq and is a predicted model, not a curated record. The transcript is spliced from 2 exons. NCBI's taxonomy places the organism in Eukaryota, Metazoa, Arthropoda, Insecta, Hymenoptera, Colletidae.